UAGAGCGGAAGCUUGUGCGUUACCAAACAACGGCCAUAGAAUAUGCUCUUAGCUGUUAUCAACUACGCCGGGAACUUCAUCGGACGGCUCUCCGCCGGAGCAAUCGCUGCUUCAAUUCCUUCCCUCUCUUCCUCCUCCUCCUCACCGGCGGCUUCUUCUCUCUCCUCUCUUCUUCCUUCGACGAUGGAUUUGGCUUCUGUAUCUCACACCUUCAACUCCUUCUCCACUGACUUCGCUCGGUUUUCUCACUUCUGAUUCGCCCGCUCGAAUUCCGAGGCCGGACUGAUAAUAACUCCCCUGGCUCUUUUCUGGCGCAAUUCUGUGUUUCCACGUGAAAUUACUACACCUGUGUGCUUUUCUAGGGCUUGAAACUUCGAGGCUUCAGCGAGCUCUAAGCUAAUUAGGAGUGAAAGUUUUACUUCGAGGACGAUGGUUUUGUUCGCCUCGUGGAUUUCAUCGUAUGGUGUGCAGUAUUCAGCUGGACGUGGCAUUCAGUUCCUGGAUCAAUCGAAGUGUGAGGAACAAGAGUUGUUUAGAGUUCUCUGGCUUAUGAUCUAAGCUCACUUGUGCAUAUGGUUUCUUCGGGGGACCAAAUAGAAAAUGAAGUUGAUUCUGAUAGAUUGGAGCAUGAACACAGUUCAGACAGUCAACCGCAAGUGUCUCAGGAGGACCCUAGUGGAACUAAUGAAUCAAAAUCAGAUCACGAAUACUCUGCGGAUGCCAAGAAGACACUUGAAGAAGCUGUCAGGCAGCCUGAUGUUUCGAUCGAACAAUUGGAUCAAGGGGGCAUCUCCAAUAUAGUGUCUGAGAAAGUGACCCGUAACCCGAUUACUGCAGACCAGGACUCACAUCCUGAUUUGAAGGGAAGUAUUACUCCUACAGUACGAGAGAAAGUAUCAGAGGAUGGGUAUAACUGGCGAAAAUAUGGUCAGAAACUCGUAAAGGGAAAUGUCUUUGUAAGAAGCUAUUACAGAUGCACGUUUCCAACUUGCAUGGUGAAAAAACAACUGGAGCGCACUCAUGAUGGGAAAAUUACAGACACUGUUUACUUUGGUCAGCAUGAUCACCCUAAACCUCAACAUCAUAUUCCGGUUGCUGUUGGACUGGUUACCAUGGUUGUAGAAAAACCCGAUGAUCAUGCUUCUGGAAGUUCUCAAGAUAAGGCCUCCAUUGCGCUUGGUCAGCCACCUCAUCAAACUGAACCGGCUGAUACGCUUCAACUGUCAUCGGUCGCAGCCAGUGAUAAUGUAAAAGAUGAAGUUUCAAAAAGGUCUAGGAUUAAUGAUGAGGAUGACAGUGAUGAAAUUCCAGACUUGAAACGAGAUUUCAAAAGGAAGAAAAGAUGUAAUAUUGACGUGACAGUAGCUGACAAGUCAACAGUCGAACCUCGCGUCGUUGUUCAAACUCCUAGCGAGGUUGACAUUGUCAAUGACGGGUAUCGCUGGCGGAAGUAUGGACAGAAAUUAGUGAAAGGCAAUCCAAAUCCUAGGAGUUACUACAGAUGUUCAAGUCCUGGAUGCCCAGUUAAGAAACAUGUAGAGAGGGCGUCUCAUGACCCCAAAGUGGUGCUUACCACGUACGAGGGUCAGCAUGACCAUGAUAUGCCUCCUGCAAGGACCGUGACAUUGAACUCAGCUGGGCCAGGCAUUUGCACACCACCCCAUAAUGAUGAGAAGAAAACAAAAUCGGUCGGUGGUCCUGCUGGCCAUGACAUGGUGGUUCGUGCUAGUAAGGAUCCUCGAAUCAAUUCAAGUUCUGAAGGCAAAUUAAUUGAAAAGAAUGGCAAGUCGCGUGCGACAGAAGCAAGUGAUGGCAUAGUCCUCGAUAUGGUGGUAAAUUCCAGUUCAGGAGUUGGGAGUGGCCAAAAUAAGCAGCAGCUGAAAGUAGCAAUUGAAAGCUAAGUUCGCAUAUUCCUGGUUCCAAUUUGUAUCAGAUUAAUCAAGACACCUAAUAAUAGUCCCAGAUCAAGAUAUAGCACAAUAGUUGGAUCAACUAGUUUGUAUAAAUUAAUUAAACUGGUAAAAUAAAAUUAAACGUGUAGGUUUUCAGAGCACUUAAUAAAAGAUAGCUGUUAAAACUAAGCUAAGUAUUACCAAUAUGCUUGGGUUGGGUCCUAGAAUUGUCUCUAGUCUGUCAUUUUUAACCCUAUUGAUGUAAUUUAUGUGAUGAUUCUUGAUAUUAAGUAGGUUUAUAGUACUGCUGUUUGAAAACAAAAGUUGUAGAAUAUCAACCAAGAAUUUCCA
Messenger RNA from Momordica charantia (bitter melon), 2243 nucleotides. The record is from RefSeq and is a predicted model, not a curated record. Lineage: Eukaryota; Viridiplantae; Streptophyta; Magnoliopsida; Cucurbitales; Cucurbitaceae.